GAUCAUGUGACAUAAUCUCCACAGCUGACUAGUUAUUAGUUGUUUACGUAUUAUUAUUACUAUUAUACAACAAAAUGGAGUGGAAAAUCAUUUUCUUAGCUGCUGUUUCUGUAUUUUGUACUGCCAGUGUCAGCUGCCAGUCGAAUUCGUCUAUGCCUCUGGUUAUUUGGCAUGGAAUGGGUGACAGCUGCUGUAACCCACUAAGCAUGGGAAGCAUCAAGAAUCUUGUGGAGAAGCAGGUUCCAGGCAUCUAUGUCAACUCCCUGGAAAUAGGCAGUGAUAUUGUUGCUGAUAUGGCCAAUGGUUUUUUCAUGGACGGCUUCGCUCAGAUCAAAAUGGCUUGUGACAUCAUCGCUAAGGACCCCAAGCUCAAGAACGGAUACAAUGCUAUCGGCUUCUCACAAGGGGGACAGUUCUUGAGAGCUGUGGCCCAGAUGUGCCCAAACCCUCCCAUGCACAAUCUCAUAUCUGCAGGAGGCCAACACCAAGGUGUCUAUGGCUUCCCGCGAUGUCCAGGAGACAAUUCUACUCUGUGUAACCUUGCAAGAGAGAUGCUCAACUUGGGAGCUUACGACAGCUUUGUACAAGACAAUCUCGUGCAGGCCCAGUACUGGCAUGAUCCUAUCAACGAAGCCGAGUACAAGCAAUACAGCAAGUUUAUCGCCAUCAUCAACCAAGAAAAUUAUGUGAAUCAGACUUACAAGAAGAACCUGGUGACGCUGAAUAAGUUUGUGAUGGUCAUGUUUGGUGAAGACACCAUGGUCGAACCCAAAGAAUCAGAGUGGUUUGGUUUCUAUGUCGCCGGGACCACCUCUAAGCUGUACACGCUGAGAGAAAGCCAACUAUACAUUCAGGACAAGCUUGGUUUGAAGCAGAUGGACGCAGCCAAUAAGUUGGUCUUCCUCACGGCACCCUGGGACCAUCUUCGCUUCUCCGAUGAGUGGUUUAUCGCCAACCUCAUUCCGUAUAUGAAAUAGAUGACUUCUGACCUCUGUCUGGCCUUUUGUCUGUCCGUCUGUUUUCCUCUCUCUCUCCCAAUCACUCUCUCUCUCUCUCUCUCUCUCUCUCCCUCCCUCUCUCUCUCUCUUCCUCCCUCUCUCUCUCUCUCUCUCUCUCUCUCUCUCUGUCACUCUGUCUUUGACUCCUUUUCACCACAUUUGUUACAAGAUGUUUUACCUUUUAUACUUAUGAGAGAUUGUGUUAUAAAUUGAAGGAUGGUAAUUUGAAUAAUAGUAGCCUGAAAGCCUGUUAUAACUUCAUGAACCAUGUGUGCAGUUGAAGAUCAAGAAUACAUGUAAUACAUAAAUGUACCUACGUUUUAAUUUGGUAAGACUGUAAUAUAGCAGUACAAUUUUAUGCAAUAAUGUUUAGUCAUAUUCCUUGCAUGUAUUGGUUAAUAUCGGUACUGUUCUGGAGUAAUUUUGAUUAUGUCAGCAAAUAAAAGUCAUAAAAUCUGAGUUAGUGUAUGAGGUAAUGCCCUUCUGGCUCCGAAGCAAACAAGAUAAUCAUGUACAAUGUUUGUUUUCAGUAUGAAACUGCAUGUUCAUGAGGAUAGAAUAAUAAUUGGUAUUUGUCAUAUCAUUUUCUUUUUUUGUUGGGGGGGGGGGGGGUAGAAUGGCAUCAACAUGGUGUGGCAUUCUCAUCAGUUAAGCUGGGACUAAGUCCAGACUAAGCAUGAAUUUUAGUUCACACUUCUAUGGAAUGCUAGGUUUCAUCUUCCUCCUUCAAUGUUCAUGACAAAGA
This is a messenger RNA of Strongylocentrotus purpuratus (purple sea urchin), 1743 nucleotides long. RefSeq names its product palmitoyl-protein thioesterase 1 (gene ppt1). The record is from RefSeq and is a predicted model, not a curated record. Lineage: Eukaryota; Metazoa; Echinodermata; Echinoidea; Camarodonta; Strongylocentrotidae. Gene Ontology annotation, molecular function: palmitoyl-(protein) hydrolase activity. Gene Ontology annotation, cellular component: lysosome. The transcript is spliced from 10 exons. Bases 75 to 977 code for a protein of 300 amino acids. Gene Ontology annotation, biological process: receptor-mediated endocytosis; protein depalmitoylation.